GGGCCUCUACGCACUGCAGGCGGAAGGAACUCGCGCUGUGCUGGCAGCAAGCGAACCGACGCUUUUCUGGGGCCUUGGCGAGGCAGCCGGCUACCCGCGGUCCCCAGUGCCCCCCACCCCACCUCGGCCGCGCCCCCUUCCUCCGGCCCGCCGCGGGCCAAGCACCGGCGCCAUGUCGGCCUACCCCAGAAGCUAUAACCCGUUCGAUGAUGGCGCGGAGGACGAGGGCGCCCGGCCAGCGCCGUGGACUGAUGCCCGCAACCUCACGGACGGGCCCGAGUCGCCCGCUGACCGGCAACAGGCCCUGCGGCAGGAGGUGCUGCGCCGGGCCGAGGCCACGGUCGCCAGCACGGGAAGGUCCCUGUCCCUAAUGUACGAGUCCGAGAGGAUAGGGGUCGCCUCUUCUGAGGAGCUUGUCCGUCAGCGCGGGGCCUUGGAGCGCACAGAGAAGAUGGUAGACAAAAUGGAGCAGGACCUGAAGACCAGCCAGAAGCACAUCAACAGCAUCAAGAGUGUGUUUGGAGGGCUCGUCAACUACUUCAAGUCUAAACCUGUGGAGACCUUGCCUACACAGAACGGCACCCUUGCCCCCGAGCCCAGCAGCAGAUUGAAAGAAGCCAUAAGUAUAAGCAAAGACCAGGAGGCACGGUUCCAGGCCAGCCACCCAAACCUCAGGAGGCUGAAUGACUCAGACUGCAUCCCUGGAGGGGCCGGAUCUGCUGUGACCUCUGAGGCGUAUCCAAAGAACCCUCACCUCCAAGCCUAUCAUCAGAAAAUUGACAGCAAUCUGGAUGAGCUGUCCAUGGGCCUGGGCCGUCUGAAGGACAUUGCCCUGGGGAUGCAGACGGAGAUCGAGGAGCAGGAUGACAUUCUUGACCGCCUCACAACCAAAGUGGACAAGCUGGAUAUCAACAUAAAAAGCACGGAGAAAAAAGUGCGCCAACUUUGAAGACAAAGGAUUUCCAUUCCAUAGUGAUGAAAAGAUUUGAAAGGUCUUUUAAACUCCCUGGAAACUUCGCUCAUUACUUUUGAAUGUGAUUUAACAUGUGUUUGCAAACAUUGUCACCGGGGUUCUCAAGAGAUUUUGUCGUAAGAGGAA
Molecule: messenger RNA, 1099 nt
Organism: Phacochoerus africanus (Common warthog)
Lineage: Eukaryota; Metazoa; Chordata; Mammalia; Artiodactyla; Suidae
Gene: SNAP29
Product: synaptosome associated protein 29
Exons: 5
Coding region: 173-949 (258 amino acids)
Biological process (GO): exocytosis; synaptic vesicle fusion to presynaptic active zone membrane; synaptic vesicle priming
Cellular component (GO): SNARE complex; plasma membrane
Molecular function (GO): syntaxin binding; SNAP receptor activity
Source: RefSeq, a predicted model, not a curated record